Molecule: messenger RNA, 2777 nt
Organism: Petromyzon marinus (sea lamprey)
Lineage: Eukaryota; Metazoa; Chordata; Hyperoartia; Petromyzontiformes; Petromyzontidae
Gene: MMGT1
Product: membrane magnesium transporter 1
Cellular component (GO): EMC complex; early endosome; plasma membrane
Source: RefSeq, a predicted model, not a curated record
CGAUUACGCUGUUUAAAAGGAAACGAUUCGAUCUCGGAAUCGAUCCGCGGCGCGGUCAUGGCGGGCAGCAGCAGCAGCAAGUCGGCGUGGAAGGCGAUGGUCGCCUUCGGCCUCCUCGCCCUGGCUCACGCCGCCUUCUCUGCCGCGCAGCAUCGCUCGUACACAAGGUUAACGGAGCAGGAGAACGAAAGCCUACCUUCCGACAUUGUGCUGCAGACGCUACUGGGGCUGCUGGUGGCGGUGUACGGCGUGGUGAACAUCGCCGGAGAGUUCCGUGACAUGGACGCCACCGCCGAGCUCAAGUACAAAACGUUUGAGAACAUGAGCAAUCGUCCGUCCUUCUACACGUUCAACCACCGCGGGCGGGCGCUGUUCGGCCAGCCCGAGGGCCCGGAGACCGUGAGGGCGGCCGAAAUCCCCAACCUGCAGCGGCGACUCAAGUGACGCGGCGGCGCUUGCGCACGAUGCAGAAAUUUGCAGAAGCAACCGACCGACUUCCUUGGACAAACUUUAUAUUGUUGUUUUUGUUGUUGGCAAGACAAGAGUUUAACUCCCCGUGAGGUUUUAAACCAGAUGUUUAUAUUUAAAUGUUCGCCGUCGUUAGAAAGUUUUUAUGUUUCUCGGCUUCUGUGGAUUUCCUUUGCGGUUGUAAUUUCAUAUGUAAUUGAUUACUUUUGGUUGCACCUUGCAUGCCUAAUGCAGUGAAAAGGAAUUCAUAAUUGGUGUGAUAUUUCUGAACGUUGCAAGUAAAUCUCAUCCCUUCCAUGUUCUGUAUACCUAAUCAUUAAACAUCAUGUUUGAGUGGGGAAUCUUUUCAUUGCCAAGGGCCAAAUAGGACUUAAUUACCGAGGGCCAAACAUGAGGACUUUACAUAUUCAUUGACUUUUUAGGCUCUUAUCCACUUGAAAUUCGUCCUAGAAACACUUUUUUCAUUAGGUUAACAUUCCCCGCUCGUACCCUAUUCUCGUGCAUUUAGGAUUCUUGCAUAGAUGGAUAAUUUUUCUUUGCCGGAUGCUUGGAAGUGGUAGGGGGCCCCAUGUGGCUGCAGGCCGUGUGGAAAAAAAUCUGCAGGUAGUAUCCCCACCUCUUAACGGGAGCUCGCUUGGAUCUGGUUUGCAUGGUUCAUGGAAAGUACUGACGGGGAAGGGCUUGGACAAGUAUAUGAGAGGUGCAUGAACACCAGCACGUGUGUAUUCGCACGGAUCUCUUCCCAACUGGGAUGGAGUCACAAUCCAAUGGCCCUGCCAUUCAUAUAAUUAUAAAUGACACAAAUUUAUUCAAGAGAGCCUCACCGAGUCUCAAGACUCCUUUUAUUGUUGAUGUGUUUGACAAUGCUGAUAAGCGUUUUGCCUGUGGGAUGGAGUGAUGGCACCAGGGUAAGUGCACUGCGCUAUGAACUUUGUGGCCUCUGUUCGAUUCCCAGCCAUGGUUAACAUUAGUGGAAAGUGAUGCCAUAACCGGUUCUGGCCGACCGCGUCACCAACCAGCACUGCCCAAAGUGGUCAAUUAUGGUCAACUGACAGUACGUGGGGAGGCUUUCAUCUAAUAGUAGAUUGACGGGGCUAUAAACUACGUGAACAAAAUUCUUAUGUUAGAUUUAAGCUCAUGGAGCAAACACAACUACAAACAAAACAGUGAGAUGCGAUACAAAUGUGACGGUAACAAUUGCAUGAAAUAAUCCAAUUGUAACAGUUGAUUAAAUUGCUAGGGGUGGUGAAUCUGUGCAAGUCGUUGAUAUAUCCUGGUUAAAUGAGCAUCGAGGCAUUGUAUCGAUGCUAAUCUCGUAUUUAUAACCCCCAGUGGGAGAUGGAAGUUCCACGUCCCUAUGUCUUGCAGGGGGUGAGGCUCUCCAUAAUGCAACCACUGUUGGCUACGUCAAACAUGGACCCUGGAGGGAUGAUUGGUCAAGUCGACCCACAGUACUUGAACCCAUGCGAGCCGCACACUCUACCGCCAAGCCACAAUAAUUGCUAAUGUUAAUACAAUUACCACUGACUGCUAAGUACCACGGUGUAAUGCGUUUGUUAAAAAAAAAGUUACAUUUCCAUGCAGAACGAACGUUAUGGUCGCACUGUGCUGCCCAGUACAAAGUGUGGCUGCUUUUAAUUUAUGCUGGGUUUUUUUCAUUAAAGUGAAACGCCAAUGGGCAUUAAUUAGGUUUCUGUGCCCGAUGAAUGUCUGCUGUCGUUCCUUAUCCACAUAAAAGCCCCGUUAAAUUGGCACGCUUACUAUGGAAAUGUUACCGCUCACGAUUCUAAAGCCUCCAGCGACGAUUUGCAAGCUCUCAUCCCAUCAUCUGAAUCACGAUGACGAGAAAGAAAAUAAUUGAGUGCUGUCUACCUGUUGGUUUUGUUACGUUUUCAUUUUCGAAUGCCGUAUAUACGACGUGUUUAGUUUUGACAGGAACCGGCACACGUGGUGUUUCUGCUCCUUAUAUAAGGAUUCAUUUGUCCCUUAGCCCUUCUAUCCAUCUCCUUGGAGGACGCCCUCUCCUGCGUGUUCCUUCCCUUAACUGCCACUCUGUUUAGAAUUUGACUCGUGUGCAUGUCCUAGGUGGAUUGUUAGAUCACAUGACUGAGCAGUGGUGACGGCUUGGGACCUCCGUCCAGAGUGGAUUGAUCACGGUUGAUGAACCAACCCUUCUAUCCAAAGGCCAUGCAUGAACAUGUUGAUGAGAAUUCCUCCAUUUGCAUGUGUUCAGUUAUACAAAUUUGAAUAUACGUUUGCAUGUCUUUGUGGGCCUUGCUUCACCACUGGCGAUAAAAAGUUUGAUGACA